AAAUAAUAACUUUAUCUAAAUUAUUUUAAAUGGCUUUAUAUUACUAUAUAAUCAUAUAAUCAUUAUUUUGUUCUAAGUAUUUUGUAUUGAUUAUUAUAUUUUAUUAGAAAUAUUACUCCUAGUUUUAUAACAAUAACAUGACUAAGCUUCAUAGAGCAGUCUCUCACGCUUUUACUCCCUAUGUCCGGUGGCCUAACGACUAGCGCAAAAAUAACAUCGUGACAUCGUCCUUUUAUUUCCAGUCUUUCCCCUCCAUUUUAACUUUCUUCCAUUUUCUACAUUUCCAAACACCAUUAACUCUUGCAUUCUCUCUCUCUUUCUUUCUCAAAUCAUGAUCGAAGAUCUCUGUUCUUGAUUCAGAGAAAGAAUUUGAGAGAGAAAUCAAGCUCAUCCAAUCAAACAUUCAUUGCACUAUCUUCAUCAAUUGAUUUUCUUCUUAAAUUAGGGUUUAUUCCUUUGAUAAUUGCGUCCAAUUAGACCUUAGAUUUCAAUUUUGAUUACGGUUUAACUUUGUUAUUCAUUUCGUGAAAUGAAUUUUUUGAGGUUUUAAUUGAGGAAAAUCAAAUAAUAAUGGCGGCGCCGAGGAUUGUUAUUGGAGGAGAUGACGGAAAGUUUAGAGACGAAGAGAGUGCUAAAAUGGAGGAGUCGCCGACGAGUAAGAAGUCGAGAUUAGAAGGAAGGUUUCCAUUGACGAAAUCGGAGCUGGCUGUUGCUAUGACGGUGUUCUUCGUUUUUGUUAUUGGUUUAUUCUUUAUUUUUCAUAAAAUGCCUGCUGCUGAAUAUGGCAAGAUUAAAUUGCCUCGCACUAUCUCCGAUCUUCGAUUGCUCAAAGAUAACCUUGCAAUAUAUGCACAUGACUACCCUGCACAAUUCAUUCUUGGUUACUGCUCAGUAUAUAUCUUCAUGCAGACAUUCAUGAUUCCCGGAACAAUAUUUAUGUCCUUGUUGGCUGGGGCUCUUUUUGGUGUUAUAAGAGGCCUGGUCUUGGUUGUGUUUAAUGCAACUGCUGGAGCAUCAUGCUGCUAUUUCCUGUCUAAGGUGAUUGGCAGGCCCAUAGUUACCUGGUUGUGGCCUGAAAAGCUGAAAUUCUUCCAAGGAGAGAUAGCAAAGCGCAGGGAGAAGUUGAUGAAUUACAUGCUUUUUCUGAGGGUCACCCCCACUCUGCCCAAUCUCUUUAUCAACUUGGCAUCUCCCAUAGUGGAUAUACCGUUCCAUGUCUUUUUUCUAGCUACAGUUGUUGGUCUUAUUCCAGCUUCAUUUAUCACUGUGAGGGCUGGCCUUGCCCUUGGAGAAUUAAAGUCUGUGAAAGACCUAUAUGAUUUCAAAACACUCUCCGUGCUUUUCCUCAUUGGUGCUGUCAUUAUUUUUCCGGCUAUACUGAAGAGGAAGAGGACCUAUGAAUGAGCAAGACUAGUUUCUGAUAUCAUCAUGGCUCUAAUAGAAGAUGAUGACGACAUAGAGUUGCUAUAAUAUCAUGUACCGAUGAGAUGAGAGCGUUGAUGUUGGUGGCAAAAUCAUGUAUAACAAUGUUUCUCGCUACUACCUUAUACUUCUAGAAGAGAAAGCUGCAGAUCUUAGUACUAAUCUAAUGAUAUUGUGUAGAUGAGUUAAGGCAAAUGGCUAAAUCAUAUACUUGGAUGUUGUCGGGGAUUAUUCGAAGUUCCUAUGCUCAUUCGUCUGUAUAAUCUUUGAUUAAUGGGCCUAAUAUGUUGUUGUAGCAUUCUCUUUACUUGCAAGUUGCAACAAAAUAUAGUUUUUGGAUGUAUGUUGGCUAUCCAAGUUUACUGUGAUUAUUUAGUAGAAUCAAUUACGAAUAUGUGUUUUCAACACUCGGACUUGUAUAUCCAUUAGCGUGAAGAUAAAUUGUACUCUUUCGGAUGCAAAAUUGAGCACCAUUGUUACAGAGUUGGAGAAAUAUACAGUAGCUCUAAUAAAUGAUGGUUCUUCCAACUAUCUAUCAAAUUACAUCUCACAGAAAGCCUAAUUUCAGCAAAAAAAAAAAAAAAAGAUAA
This is a messenger RNA of Amaranthus tricolor (Joseph's coat), 2012 nucleotides long. RefSeq lists its product as uncharacterized. The transcript has 4 exons. The coding region runs from base 571 to 1404 and encodes 277 amino acids. Gene Ontology annotation, cellular component: endoplasmic reticulum. The record is from RefSeq and is a predicted model, not a curated record. Lineage: Eukaryota; Viridiplantae; Streptophyta; Magnoliopsida; Caryophyllales; Amaranthaceae.